Molecule: messenger RNA, 2535 nt
Organism: Phytophthora nicotianae INRA-310
Lineage: Eukaryota; Oomycota; Peronosporomycetes; Peronosporales; Peronosporaceae
Exons: 4
Coding region: 1-2535 (844 amino acids)
Biological process (GO): dephosphorylation
Molecular function (GO): phosphatase activity
Source: RefSeq, a predicted model, not a curated record
AUGCUGAAAUCCGCCACGGAGGAUAUACCCACCGAUGGCCAAGACGAUGCGUACCCGGCGCAGCGUCAAUCCGUAACGGACUCGGCCGCGCUGGGCGAGCUGUUGACUGUCGAGACGAACCUGUCUCUAGCUGGACACGGUGGCAAAAUGCCGAGCAAAGAGAGCAACUCUGCUCCACUUGCUCAGGCCACAGGCCUAUCAGCCUGUUCCUCGAUGCCUUCGACUCAGAUUAUAACGUCUUCGUCCAAUUUCCCCGCCUCUCAGGAGAGUUGUUCCAGCCCUAAAGCUCACAUCAAAACGUCCGCAACAACGCAAACGUCAGACGACAGCGCGGCAAGUAAAAACCCGUUCAUGGGGCCGCCUAGUCCGGGUAAUGAUGUCAAAUUGGCCUCGAAGGCUCCGUCGGGCUCCAGAACGGACCUAAUGAUGGAUGCGACAAACACCAGCAGCGAAGACACCAGAGGCAGUUCUAGUGACUACAUGGAGAUCCCUCGCUCCUGGGUGGAAAGGGCACGCAGGUCAUGGGAGAGCAAAAAAAUGUACGACCGACCCGAAACUCGAGAUACGAGCGGCUCGAACAAGGUGCGAAUUGGACGCAGCCAAUCCGUUCAUGGUGGCAAUAUGCCCGGCUUAAACCCUUUGGCCGAGGUGACGCUGUUAACUUUUCCAGUCAAAAAGAGUGACAGUGUGCUGGGAAGACUCAGCAAUAAGCGGACUAGUUUCCAAUUACACUUGGAUGUGGAGGAGAAAAUACUCUACCUGCUAUCAGCUCAUGACCAACACGAGGAAUACAGUUGCGCAACGGUGACGGCCAAGCCUCAAUCCGAUCUGGGGAUGCAGCUUAAAAUCCAGGCGAGAAAUGGUAGUGAGAAGAAGAAGAACAUCACUUUCUACAAUUUAGAUGACCGUGAUAGUUUCGUCCACGCAUUGGAAAACACCCGGAAUUCAAUGAUAAUCGACCACUUCCAGCUGCUCCCUGGCGAAUCGGUGCUGGACCAGGUUCACCGCGUGGUGAACUUAGUGGUGAUAUCCAAGAGAAACCGAGCAGUGCAAGGAGUGCUCAAGGUCACGUCGUACCGCAUCACAUUCGUGCCGUAUGACGUGUCAUGGAUGAUCAGCUCGUUUGAGUUGCCGCGUGCUGCUAUUGACCUGAUUAAACUCGAUGGACCCAUGAUUCUGCUAACGUGCAAGGACCUGAGAGCCGUGAGACUUGUCAUGCACGACGCGUACUCAAGGGGGAAUGGAUACGACCAACUUCCGUCAACUCCGAAUCACCAGUGGCUCAAACAGCUUGCACUUCGCAUGUUGCCGCCUUGUUAUAUGAGUGCGUUGUUUGCUUGUGACUAUUACAAACAGCGUGGGUAUCCUAUUCCUGAGCAGCACGACGGGUGGUUCGUAUAUUCUCCCAUUAUUGAGUAUCUACGCCUGGGUCUUCUAUCGCCCGUGGAGCAGCCGAAUGAGGAAGGAAGGAUCACGUGGCGACUUCUCAAGAACUCCAAGUUCCGCUUCAGCCCCACAUACCCUCAGCUUAUGGUGGUGCCAUCGCUUAUGUCCGAAGAGCAGCUCGUGCAGUCGGCACGCUUCCGAUCACGUGCACGUCUGCCUGUGGUUGUGUGGCGCCAUCCUGUGAACAAGAGCGUGUUGUCUCGCUCCAGCCAGCCGAACUACGGUAUGGCAGGCAACCGAUCCGAACCUGACCGGAUACUUCUGCGCGCGUACCGCGACUCAGCCAACAAGAACAGCUCCAACAUGUCGCCUCCUCUUCACAUUAUCGACGCGCACAAGCCCAUCGCCACCAAGGGCAACCGGUUAAAAGGAAAAGGUAUGGAGAACUCCCAGCACUACGACAACGCGACUAUUGAAUUUAUGGGCAUCGCUAACAUUCACAAGAUGCGCGAGUCCUUGGAUACGAUGAAGUCCCUAGUUAGUUCUAGCAGCGUCGAAGACAGCGACAAACAUUACCACAAUCGACUCGAGAACACUCGAUGGCUGAAGCACGUGAUGCGAGUGUUGUCAGGCGCCCGUAGAGUAGCAGAGGUGCUCCAUGAAGACGGCGCGUCGGUGCUGGUGCACUGUAGUGACGGCUGGGACCGCACGCCGCAGCUUGUGACCUUAGCGCAGCUGAUUCUGGACCCGUUCUAUCGCUCCAUCCGAGGCUUCGCCAGUCUAGUGGAGAAGGAGUGGUGUUCAUUCGGCCACAAGUUCGCGGACCGGAUUGGCGUAGGCAAGGACAUCAUGGACCAGCCGAACGAGCGAUCUCCAGUCAUGCUACUGUUCUUGGAUUGCGUGUGGCAGAUGACUCGACAAUUCCCCACGUGUUUCGUGUUCAAUGAGAAGUUCUUGAUCCACAUUUCGUAUUCACUGAUCUCCGGUCUCUACGGUACGUUCCUGUACAAUUCAGAACGCGAGCGUGUGCUGGACAAGGUGUGGGAACGCACAGAGUCUGCAUGGACGCCUGUGCUGGAGAACCCUGGUCCAUACAAGAAUCCUGCGUACCGCCCAACAAACGGUGUGCUAUACCCCGUGCAAACUUAA